Alternaria atra is the source of this 1599-nucleotide messenger RNA. RefSeq lists its product as uncharacterized. NCBI's taxonomy places the organism in Eukaryota, Fungi, Ascomycota, Dothideomycetes, Pleosporales, Pleosporaceae. The transcript has a single exon. The coding region runs from base 1 to 1599 and encodes 532 amino acids. The record is from RefSeq and is a predicted model, not a curated record.
AUGUUCCUUGAUGACACCGAGAUAUUCCGUACUUCCACCGCCGAGCCAACGCAGACCGGUAUCAUAUGGAGCUACGUCAAGGACAUGACCAGCUACCUUGCUCUAUUCAAGACGCCACAGAAAAUCAUAUUCGAUCUCGGCAACAUUGUCGACGACACAUACACGAGUUCCUGGAACACUACGCUGACCGCGACCUUCUUCACCGCCAACGAUGCAAUCGAGCCUGCCGAUGUAAUUAUUCCAAUCUCAGCACGGAAGUCUGGUGAUGAUGCGUCAAGUGCAUUCGUCGUACCGGAAGUAAGAGCAGUCAACAGUGUUGCACUCCCGCAAAACGCUAAGAAGGCUGUGUUCACAAUCUCUGCUUGUGGUCAGGCUGCUGAGGAGUUCUGGUGGAGCAACGUACUUUCGUCCGACACCAGCGCAUUCGGCAAUGACACUACACUGUACGGCCACUCACCCUUCCGAGAGCUUCGCCUUUUAAUCGACGGAACUUUGGCUGGAGUUGCCUGGCCCUUUCCUGUCAUCUUUACUGGAGGCAUUGUGCCAGGAUUCUGGAGACCGAUUGUAGGCAUCGAUGCAUUCGAACUGCGGGAUGAUGAGAUAGACAUCACUCCGUUCAUACCAUUGCUCAACGACGGUCAACCCCAUAGCUUCGAAAUUCAGGUUGUCGGCAUCGAUGACGAUAGUAACGGGAAUGGGAACUUCACGACAGCAAUCGAAUCGAAUUGGGUCGUUACCGGGAAAAUUUUCCUUUGGCUUGACUCCAGUAGCAACCCUACUACAGGCACCAUUGCUACCUCCAAAUCCACUUCUACUAUCACACUGCGGUCGGCAACACAUGGAAAUUUGAACGGCAGUGAAGGCAUCUCUUUGGACUACUCUAUACAGGUCACCCGUAGCGUAGACAUCAGGUCGGUCUUCGACACACCGACAGGACCGAAAACGGUGAUGUGGACGCAGAAGCUUACUUUCUCCAAUUUCGGGACUCUCAGCAACAGUGGCAACGACCAGAUCGUACGUCAGUCGACAAUAGGCACACAUACAACAUCCUCGAACUAUGUUAGAAGCUUCGGCUAUCCUCUCUGGGUUCAAUCGUCCUACAAUGCACCAUCAGGCGGCAAUGUCACCAUUGGCGCAAGCAUGGAGCGAAGCAAAAACGUGCAGCAGCGAGGUGAUCUGGCCUUUCCAAACGACUGGAAGAUAUUUGAUUACACUCGCCUACGCUCGAUGCCUUACAGCAACCAGAAAUUCCUUGGCUCGGACGUGAACAACUGGCAGAAUGGCACAGCGUCUUAUCUGUCCGUCCCCGCACUGAAGAAGUCAUUUGGAUCAGGCAGCACAGAGCAGCGCCUUACGCUCAGCGGAGUCGGCAGUGGACAUCCUGCUACUGGGCCACAGGAUGCACAACAAGGGCAGGAACUGUACCAAAGGCACAUUGUGGCUGCCAACGACUCGAUUGUGUAUGACGACCAGAGCUUCGGUGGUCAGGUGCAUGGCCAGAGCAAAUUCGCCGCACCCAGCCUGCAGGGCUCCCGAGACGGAGCGCUUGACUUUGCGAUUACAGGCGUUAGAGCGAUGCUAGGUAGGGGGCCGGCAUAG